This is a messenger RNA of Papilio xuthus (Asian swallowtail), 1797 nucleotides long. RefSeq names its product eukaryotic translation initiation factor 4 gamma 1-like. Bases 16 to 780 code for a protein of 254 amino acids. The transcript is spliced from 5 exons. The record is from RefSeq and is a predicted model, not a curated record. Lineage: Eukaryota; Metazoa; Arthropoda; Insecta; Lepidoptera; Papilionidae. Gene Ontology annotation, cellular component: eukaryotic translation initiation factor 4F complex. Gene Ontology annotation, molecular function: protein binding; mRNA binding; translation initiation factor activity.
CUGUACAAGCUGAAGAUGCUGACUGCAAAGAUAAUGGUGUUCUGCAUGAAUUACCUGCUCGACAAGCAGGAGGAGGAGAAGCUCGAGUGUCUCUGCAAGCUGCUCACAACCAUCGGGGAGCAGGUGGAGAGCGAGGUGAAGGAGCCUCUGGACGCGGUGUUCAAACGUAUGCAGAACAUAGUGGAUCGGCGCGGCGGUGGUGGAGGAGCUGGUGGUGGUGGAGGCGGGGGCGCGCUGAGCAGCCGUGUGCGCUUCAUGCUGCAGGAUGUGAUCGCGCUGCGCCGCCGCCGCUGGGCACCGCGCGCCGCCGUGCACCACGCACAGCCCACCACCAUGGACCGCAUACAGCGCGAGGCCGACCUGCAUCACAGGAACAUCGAGCUGAUGAACUCCAUGCCGCUGUCGGGGGGCUACGGGCGACGCGAGGAGGAGGGCGGGGCGCGGCGAGGUGCGCGGGGGGAGGGACGCGGGGAGCGGCGCGGUGCGGGGGCAGCGGGGGGCGACGGGGAGUGGAAGUCGCCCCGCCCCUACACAGUCGACGUGUCCAAGAUCAAGGCCGGCUCGCUCAAGAAUCUGAGCAACAUAAAGCUGGCGCCGCAGCACUCCGGCUGGAACCACGGCGCGCGCUCCUCACCACCCGCACCAGUCAUAGGCAUCAGGAACGACUACAGCCUGCUGGAGAACUCCUCGCUGGACCCCGCCUCGCUCAGAUCAAAUUCUGAGGCAUUGGGUUUUAGAAAAGGAUCGAGCGAAAAGUCAACGAAAGCCGACAGCGAGUGAAGAACCACCUCACAUCAUAUAUAUAUAUAUAUAUAUAAAUUGAACAAAUGAUAAGGCUGCUAUAUAUAAACUUAAUCUCAUUUAGAAAUAUUGAGGAAUUUAAUGUCACAUAAUUGCAUAUAUCUUGAUAGAAGAUCUUCUGUAGUCUGACAUUAAUGUAAAAUGUAAUUUUAGUCAAUAAAAAAUCUAGUUGAAACCGGUUUGUGAAAUCGGUUGUAACCGGUUCAGACCAGUUUUGUCAGUGUACAUUACUAUAUAUUUAAUCAUAAAUCAAUUGAAUUCAUCUUUAUAUGAUUAAUGUAGUACAUAACAAUGUGAUAUAUAAAUAAGUACAUAAUGUGAGCUCUGCGUUUCAUGUGUUUGUUGUCUUGUGCCAACUUUAUAUUAAUUAGAAAUCUGAAACACGUCAAAAUGUCAAAACAAAACAUUCCUGUCAAUUUGUUUAUAUCAAAUCAAUAUGGAAUCAUUUGUAAAUAAAUGUCAAACUUAUCUCGCGAGGUGACACUGACACUAAAGUACUGUCCUUCAACUGUAGCUUCUCUUUGUCAUCGUCAUUUCCUAUAGCUAUGUACAUUUACAUAUUUUCUGUCACAAAACAGAUAACUUUGAUGUUUAUCUCUAAAAGCGAUAGCUUCGCCUGUCACCUGUCGCCUGUCACCUGUCGCCGAGCACGAAGGUGACAGGAUAUUGUCGCAACAAAAUGUAUACACAGUGGAUCUCAUUUGAAUAAUUUUUGAUAUAUUCUUGAUAAAUUCGUAAGAUUGAUUUGUUUUCUGAUAUUAUUUUAGUAUUAUGUUAAGUUUUAUAUAUAUGUGUGUGUGUCCACUGUUGUUAUUUUGAUAUUUAUGUACUUUGCUAAUACAAAUGUGAUGAUCUCCAUACGAGUUGUUAGCGAUUGUGCAAUUUAUUGUAAGUAUAUAUGUUAAAGUUAUAUUCAAUGUUGGAACUGGACUGGACUGGACUGGACAUGUUGGCGGCAUGUGCAUGUUGUUCUUUGUUUAGAUUUACUAAGGGAGG